CCCCCAGUGGGCCGGGUCCGCGCUGCCGCGGGGCUGGCGCAGCCGUGCCGUGGGGCGGGGGGCACGUGCACGUGGCCGUCAGUCGUACUGAGGCGGGCAGAGAUCGCGAAAGAUCGCCCCACAUUGUAGAAAAGGUUCGGGUUUCCCAGAGGAGACGAGCUCGGCCCCGGCAGCACGAGUCGGGGCUGCUCCUUGGAAAUUAGAAAAACACGUUGCGGGAGGGUUUUAUUACCUUCGGGUCUGUUGGCUGCAAAAACGUUUCUGUCCGUGUCUGCGAGCUCGGUAGCAAACCGGGUCCCCUGACACCGUUGUACACGGCGCUCGGGAUCUCGCACGACUCCUAGACAUCGCCAUCCCUUGGGCUGGGAACCAACCCACGCCCGCGCGCAACAGCUGUGGGCAUCUGUCCGGGACUGGCGGCGGAGGAAGGUGCAGGCGCCCAGGCCGGGGCUGCGAAUCCCACUGCCCCGCGCAACAACGCGCCCCACGGCCGAAGAGCGGGCACGUCCCGAAUCGGGCUCCUCGGUCCCCGGAGGUCCCGUCCAGCCUGACCCACGUCGUCCUCCGCUCCCAGGGGCUGCCGGAAAUGAGUGGGGGGAGACGGGUAUCCACAUUUGGAUCUCAAUAAUAAAUGGUGAUCCUCUUUGACUAGACUUGGGACCGAACAGGUGCCCACAGCUCUUCUGGCUGGACGUCCGCUUUCCAUCCCAGGGGCUAAAAGAUGCUCCCGGUGUGUGCAGGAGUUGUGGAAGAUCCCAUCCGCUGUGUCGCAGACCGGUCUUCACGUAAUGAUUUAAGGAGAACCUGUUUAUUACCGUACUUGCAGAGACUGAUGCGCGUCUCAAACACAGAGAAAUGAAUCUGGCUUUUACACCAAACGGAUCCAAAUGUAAUAAACCGUCUCGCAGUUUUCACUUAUGAAGCUAAGCCUCCUGCAUCUAAGGUCCAGGAAGUUCGGAUUCAGAGGCUGUGGCCCUCGCUCCUGUGCUCGACAACAACCGAUGCCCCUCUUCUCUGAGCGCACGUCCAAUUUCUGUUUGAAUCCGGCUACGCUGGCAGCGUCCACCACAUCUGGUGGAAACAAGCUCCACCCGCUAGUGACCAAGGACCUCCUUGCAUUUGUUUUAAACUUCCCGCCUGCUCGUUUCUUGUUGUGACCCCUAGUUCUUCUCUUGCGAGACGGGGGAGAUAAUUACUUCACUCUAACAAGUCCAAGUCCACGGUGUUGUGAUAAGUUAUAAGCCAAGUGCAAAGAUACUUUCUGGAGCGCAAGCAGGAUUCCUCAUGACUUUCUCGUCACCAUUUAGCAGUUUGUAAACCCUUAUCACGCCCCCCUCGAGCUGUAUUGAAAUCUGUCCUCUGUGGGUAUCUGAGGUAGCCCAGCCAUGAGCUCUGGAACAAGCGAGGCACGAGCAUUGAGCUAAACUGCUGCUGGCCAUUUAGUAGUAGGGGUUGGGAGGUGGAAGGAGCAACAGCGGCUCCUCCUCGCACUGGUAGGUAGUGUGUCUUUUCUCCCUGUGCAGAGGACAGUAGCCAGGGAGCAGACUUUAAGGAACAUAAGAAUUGCCAUGUGCUGGGUCAGACCAUCUUGCCCAGUCACUCGUGUUACACUGCAGCCUGCGCAGACUCAACCAUGUCUGGCCACAGCAAAGCGGGCACGGCGCUGGGGAAAGGAGGUGCCAGGUGCCACCACAAAGUUCUCCGUGACAUCAUCCAAGGCUUCAUCAACCCAUCCGUCUGCCGCCUGGCUCGCCAUGGCAGCAUGAAGCACAUCUCCAGCCUCAUCUAUAAGGAGACCCACGAGGUGCUGAAGGGCUUUCUGCAGAACAUGAUCCGUGACACCGUCACCUACACCGAGCAUGCCAAGCGCAAGACUGUGACCCCCAUGGAUGUGGUCUACGCGUUGAAGUACCAGGGUCGCACCUUGAUUCAGUGGCUAAACUUUCAGUAUCAAGUCCUCUUGUAUCGCACAGUGGCAGAGAGUAGAUGCUGAAAGGGAGAGUGAACUGGGCCUGACCAGUGCUUUUCCAUCCAUUGUUCCUCUCUCCCUUGCAACUCCCAGCAUUUAAGGUCUAUGAAGUUCUAGUUUAGAGGUGGUGCCCCUCAUUCCCUAACUUUACGCUGGGAGUUAGUCCACCUCAUCUCAUACGUACUACUUCUAUAGUCCGGCCAGCUCCUGAUGUCUCGCUGUUCUUUCCUUUAGCCACCAGUGCUCUCCCCCAACCCCUCAUUACUUCAAAACUCCCUCGCAGCUCCACUCCUUGUCAUAUAUGGUGUCAUACAAAUCUUGAUAACUACAUUCACCAUGUGUGUGGGUGCGUAUGUAGCCAUGUGUGCAGCACAUAGAUCUUUACGUUUACUAUUUAGCAUUUACUCUGCCUUGUGCUCUAAACACCCUACAGACUGUACGUGUACUUUGCAGAUUCUGCACAUAGCAUUCUAUGCAGAAGGGGACGCCUGGCAUGUAUCGUCUAUCACACAACCUGCAUUAAUUCUCCUUACGCUGUAAAUGCAACAUACGUUCACAAAGUACCUGCACCAUACAUGCUCCAUGCACACUACUACACAUUGCAUUUCAUUCAUAAAAUCAUAGGGUAGUAGGGCUGGAAGCAUAGGCAGUGGAAGGCCGGGGCUAAUAGGGCUUAACUUCUCAAACUGAGCUGGCAACAGCAGCUCCAGUGCUACCACUGCUGCAGUGCUGCACCCAGUGCUCCCACUGUGCACUCCACUGCUGCGUGCACAGCACCAGUGCGUGCCCACUCCAAAACAGCCCUACUGGAGGGAAGGGCGGGGUCUGGUGGGCUCACUCUGCAUUGCCCAACCCUCCAAAUGAUAUUUUCUAGUGCCGCUUAUUGUUGGAAGAAACCUCCAGAGUCCAAGCCCAUGCCUGAGGCAGGAUCAUCCCUAUCCAAACCAUCCUAUGCAAUCCAUCAUCUAAAUUCUACAUAAGACUACCGUCAACCCUGACACAACACAGACAGGCCUAACACUAACUUGCCACAAGUAAAGCAGGGGAACCAUGGCAGCCAGCACUGCUUCUAUGAAACAUUCAUAGAUUCAUAGAUUCAUAGAUGUUAGGGUCGGAAGGGACCUCAAUAGAUCAUCAAGUCCGACCCCCUGCAUAAGCAGGAAAGAGUGCUGGGUCUAGAUGACCCCAGCUAGAUGCCUAUCUAACCUCCUCUUGAAGACCACCAGGGUAGGGGAGAGCACCACCUCCCUUGGGAGCCUGUUCCAGACCUUGGCCACUCGAACUGUGAAGAAGUUCUUCCUAAUGUCCAGUCUAAAUCUGCUCUCUGCUAGCUUGUGGCCAUUGUUUCUUGUAACCCCCGGGGGCGCCUUGGUGAAUAAAUCCUCACCAAUUCCCUUCUGUGCCCCUGUGAUGAACUUAUAGGCAGCCACAAGGUCGCCUCUCAACCUUCUCUUGUGGAGGCUGAAAAGGUCCAGUUUCUCUAGUCUCUCCUCGUAGGGCUUGGUCUGCAGGCCCUUGACCAUACGAGUUGCCCUUCGCUGUACCCUCUCCAGGUUAUCCGCAUCCUUCUUGAAGUGUGGCGCCCAGAAUUGCACGCAGUACUCCAACUGCGGUCUGACCAACGCCCUAUAGAGGGGAAGUAUCACCUCCCUGGACCUAUUUGUCAUGCAAAUAUUGGCAAUAUAUAUUGGCAAUAUCAUUGGCAAUAUACAUUUAAGAAGGUCAUGCCCCCUGUUACAGAGAAAGGCAAAAACCUCCAUAGUCCAUACCAAUCUGACCAUGGGGUAAAAUUCCUUCCUGACCCCAAAUAUGGGAAUUGGUCUGUCCCUGAGCAGAGGGGAAAAACCCUCUAGCCAGGAGCCUCUGGCUUUGUGUGUACCAUAAAUCAUACAUGCCCCAUACAUCUUGAAUAUCCAGUGAGCCACAUAUCUGUUAUACAUCAUAGCUCCAAAGAGGAGCUUAAAGUGAAAGAACUUUCAGAGAGUUUUGAGUAAGAUUUUAAAUGUCUCACUGAGACGUGUGGCAAGCACUCUGUCUAAAUAUACUGAAAAAAAUAGGUGUAGUUUCUUGUCCUUUAAACCCAAUGCCUAGAAGGGUUGCAUGCUUCCAGGAUGCUCUAAGCACCAUACUUGGGCCUUACUGUACAAAGGUUGAGGACUUAAAGUGUGCAGGACUUGCACCAUGGUGCAAUGAUAUCUCCAACUCAAGUCUUGUCACCUACAGCUACAAAGAAAAGCCAUCUCCAUCCUCUCUUUAAUCACCCUUAAGGUAUUUGAAGACUGUUAUCAGAUCGCCCCCUCAGGUUUCUCUUCCCCAGACCAAAAAACACUAAUUCUUCCUUUUUGGCCUCUUGUGGGCUCAGAUCAAGCAUAGUCAAUGCUUGCCUGGCAAGGGAAACACUGUGACAGUGGACGCGGUCUUCCUAGCUGCACCGGGGAAGGCCGCUCUCCUGGCACAGGGAUAGUACCUGCCAAGGCAAUGUAUAGUGAACUUCACACUUAGCUGCUGGAGUGGGAAGGUCUUGGCUUUAAGCCCACUUUAUGGAAAUGGGAGACUCCUCCCUGGCUUGCCCCGGAGCCUUAUGGCUGAGGGCAAGGAAAACUCGGGGGCAUCUGACUCCCAAGCCUCUGGGCUUGGGCCUGCAAGUAGGAUGCCUACCAAAGCUUUUGGGAACAUCUGAAGCCCCAGAUGGGGGUGGAGGAUGUUUGCUGGUAGUAGGACCACUUAUCGUUCUGGACUAUUGGAUUUGGAAUUCGUUUUGGCUAAUUUGGCCUGGGAUACAUAAAAUUAAAAAAAAAAAAAUGUCUUGUUGCCCAGGCCUGUAAUAAUUUUUAUUGCCUUACAUUGGACUUCUUCCAAAUGCUCCACAUCUUUCUCGAAGUGGGGUGCCCAAAACUAGACACGGUACUUCAGAUGAGGCCUCACCAGUGCUAAACAGAGAAGAAGAAUCACCUCCCUUGACUUGCAAGUGACACUCCUGUUAGUACAACCCAGGAUGUUGUUGACUUUUUUGCGAACAAGAGCACACAUGUUGGCUCAUUUUCAGCUUCAUGGAUUCAACCCUGCAAAUUUCAUAUUGAUUCUAAUAAUGCAGGAUGGGGACUACAAGAUGGAAAGCCUUUUGGGGAGAGGCUCAUUUUUACAUUUGCUUUUCAACACUUAUAUAAAUGGCUAAUAACCGAAUAAGAUACAGUCCCCGCCAUGAAGAGUUUGCAGCCUUAAACAUUAAAGCACAGCGAUAUGGGUGAAGAAGCUAAGGAGAAGUCAGUAUUGAUGAAUGGUCUAGCAAUUGUAAGACACUUGAGAAGCAAGACGCAUCAAUUCAAAUAUAAUCUUGGGGAAGUAUGAAAAAAACCCCCACAACAAAACCCUUGCAGUUCUUCCCUCUUCUUCAGACAAUAGUGGGCUCCUAAACCUGAUUUCCAUAAGAAUGGAAAUCUCUGGCGUUAAAAUGCUGCUUGGAAUGUGUGUCCCCUCUGCAAACCUUCUUCUCAAUGAAAGGAGAGGGGAGGAAUAAACAGUGGUUUCCAAAAGGGCUUGGACUGUCAAAGUGGCCCGUGACAAGCCAAUUGUUUCUGGAGGGAAAAAAAAAGAAAACGGGCUUAGAGUGAGCACAGACAUAGUGAUACUGCAAUCAGAAUUAAGUGGGAGGGAAAUCUAGAAAUAUUUUGAUUCAUUCAACUUACAGUGAACCUUGGCUUAAAGUAAAGCUGUUGUGCGAGGGAAAGAUCACUCCAAUAGGAACUAAGCACGGCAAUGAAGCCUUCAUGAUGAAUGCUCUAGGAGCCAAAGUCUUCCCUCAAUCACAGCCUACUGAUUUCAACUCCCAGUGAUUGCUUCUUGGAUAAAAUGUGGUACUUUAAGAGCACUGGACAUAAAAAGCACUCUGUAAAAAUGUGUGUGUGUAUUUCUAUAUCUUAACAGGGUUAACGAAGGAGGGUCAAUGUGUUUGUUCAUUUCAAUUUACCAUACGGUACCCUUACCAAUGCAGGCUCAGGACAGUUAACAAUAAGAUAUCAGAAUUGCUUAAACAAAAUGAAAAAACUUAAAAGCAGCAAAAUUAUCAUCUUACUUUGCACAUACAAGUUCAGCUGUACAGAGCCCAGAGAAUGGACACAUGACAUAACUAAUACAUUUUGGUAACCUUGAAUAGAUCUUGUUGUAUGGGCUUUUAAUUUUGGACAGACUGCAUAUGCGACAAUUACAAAUCUGGCUGGAAGACCAUAUUAUGGAUGGGAAACUGAGGCACAGAGGGCUUUUGAAACACAUUUUAUUACUUUUUUUAAAGGGCUCUGGUUCAUUCUUGGAAAAGUAAGGCUUUGCACUCAGUGUGUUGGAAAUAAAGCAAAUACUGUGCACAGUUACACUGUACCAAAUAAUUCAUACAUAUAGGUAAGUGCUAUUAAAACACAGUUAUGGCAUGCUGUGCCUAAAGUAUCUCUAGCUGAGCUUUUAGAAAAUCUGAAAG
Alligator mississippiensis (American alligator) is the source of this 6437-nucleotide messenger RNA. RefSeq lists its product as uncharacterized. Gene Ontology annotation, biological process: nucleosome assembly. The transcript is spliced from 2 exons. Gene Ontology annotation, molecular function: structural constituent of chromatin; DNA binding; protein heterodimerization activity. NCBI's taxonomy places the organism in Eukaryota, Metazoa, Chordata, Crocodylia, Alligatoridae. The record is from RefSeq and is a predicted model, not a curated record. The coding region runs from base 1634 to 1993 and encodes 119 amino acids.